AUGGCUCUCCAGCUCGCACACGAAAAUAAUAUUGACGCUCUACUCAAACAAGAACCUUGGACGUUAAAAGAUCUAACAGCAAAAAGGUCAAUUUUAAACCCAAAAUUUGCGCUUUUCUCACCACUAGACGAAUGGCAUACUCGCCCCAGAGUUCUAACCUACAAUAGCAGUUCACAAGGACUGCGCUCAUACCAAAGUGAAAUUAAUACUUCUCCAGACCUACUGCAGGUGGUUAUCUCCACCGGGCAUGGUCGGAAAAUAGCUGUAUGGAAUGUGUACAACGCUCCAGCUGGGUCAAUCAGAGCAGGAGAAGGCCUUAAAAGGUUAAUCGAAUCGACUGGUACUCCUGAAUUUGUCGGUGGAGAUUUUAAUUUGCGACACCCAAUCUGGGACUCGCAUGCCACGUACACUUCUCAGGGGCGCAGACUUACUAGAAUGGGCAAGAGAGAAAGAACUUAUUCUCUUAAGCCCAACGGAAAUGUUGACACACAGGGGCGGCGGAACGUUAGAUCUAGCUUUCUCCUCCCUAGCCGGAGCUAA
Messenger RNA from Blumeria graminis f. sp. triticale, 540 nucleotides. Lineage: Eukaryota; Fungi; Ascomycota; Leotiomycetes; Helotiales; Erysiphaceae. The record is from the annotation of a GenBank genome assembly.